UAUCUGCCUGAGUCUGAGGGUGUGUUUGUGAGAGAGAGAGAGAGAGAGAGAGAGAGAGAGAGAGAGAGAGAGAGAGAGUUCCCCCCCUUCCUUCCAGUUAGCAUAUUAAGUCAGAUCAGGAAGUGUGAUGGUGUGACAGUACAGAAGGAAACGGGCACACAAUGGCACUAAAAUGAGAGGCCCCCGGCUGAAGACCCGUCUGCUGCUGCUGCUGCUGCUGCUGACCUCUCUGACUGGCACAGCACUUUGUCAAGAAGAUGAGGGUGCAGAUCCUGACACUGUGGCAGAAGGAGAAGAAGGACAAAAGGUGCCGGAACCUGAACCAGAAAUCCCAGCAACAGCCCCCUCACCCACAGAACCAGCUGACGAGAACACAGAAGACCACAGCUCAGGAGACAGUCCUAUCACAGAUGACGGUGACGUUACAUUAGCAACUACAGACUACUCCAGUGUCACAGACUCGACCUCUGUCCUGGGGGAGGAAGAAGAGGGUUUGAGUCUCAUCAUCAUCUUGAUUCCUGUGGUGCUGGUGGUCCUAAUCAUCGGCAUGAUAGUUUGUGGUAUUUUCAUCAACCGCAGAUGGAAUAAAAAAGCAAGAAAACAAGAGCUCAGUAAAGAAGAUCCAUAUUUGGAUGGAUCCAGCACAGAGAAGGUGCCAAUGCCGAUGUUUGAAGAAGAUGUGCCCUCAGUGCUGGAGCUGGAAAUGGAAGAGUUUGACCAGUGGAUGAAAAAAGACAGUGGAGCUGCAGAGGAUUCUAAACAAACAUAACUGCAUUUUCCGUUAAAGGUUGCCUUCUAUAAAGGACCCACAGUCAACAGUGCUCAGUCACCAGCUCAGAUCUUCUGACCUUUCGACAACAAUCCAGCACAGACCACAGGAGUUCAUGUGAUGGUCAGAAAACAACACCACAACGCCUAAAGGACAACUAAAAACAUUACUUUUGUAUUAAUAGUAAAACAAUCAGCAACUGAAAUGCAUCUGAAUGCUUUUUUAAAUGCAGCACCUGAUAGUCUUCACUUUUUUUAUGCCUAUUGAACAUGUUUAAAAGUUAUACAGGUGCAUUUACAGUAUUUCAUGUCUCAGCAAAUCAGCCAGAUUGAACAAUGUUACAUUAAAACCUAAAAAAAACUCAGUCGGGUAGUUGCCAAAUGUUCCCUGUUCUGCAAAUUUACUCUGUUGAAGGGCAUGCAGUCAACAAAAAGUGCAACCAGAUCAAUAUCUUCCUCCAUCCUCACAGAUACGACUGCUCAUAGUGUGUCGUUAUGGCUUUUCCUCAACUCAAAGCCUCUAUGUUGUCUUGCAGUCUGCACGUUUUAAUGAGGAAACAUCCGACUCGAGACUGUAGCCAUGCAUGACUGAGAAAACCGCUAAUUUGUUAUUUUUUUGUCUGCGCAAAGCUGCUUAGAAUUUAUGGAGAAAGUGUUUUUCCUUUAAAUCACAGAACAUGAAAAGACAAGUCUGCUGUUUCUCAGGCUUUUGAUAAAUUAUUGCCCAUCACUGAAAGAGCUUUGUAAAAGCUGCGACUGAUAAGAUGUGUAUCUCUCCUCAGAUAACAGCUCUCAGUUUUUUUGCCUUGAAAGUGUUGAAUCCCAGCAGUCGUAACAAUGAUCUAAAUGUGAGCUCCGCUUCCUUUAAGUGUCAUUCAGUAUUGUGUGGAUCUUGCACUGUAAAUAUGAGAAUACAGUAUGACUUAACAUAUUUUUUUCAUAGAAUGCCUUUUGUAAAUAUUUCAGAUCAGGCACUCGUGUUGUUGUUUUGCCGAUGAAGCUUUUAUUGAAAUUUCAAUAAAUAAUUUCUCCUGAUAAAA
Acanthochromis polyacanthus (spiny chromis) is the source of this 1808-nucleotide messenger RNA. RefSeq names its product transmembrane protein 154 (gene tmem154). The coding region runs from base 173 to 769 and encodes 198 amino acids. The record is from RefSeq and is a predicted model, not a curated record. NCBI's taxonomy places the organism in Eukaryota, Metazoa, Chordata, Actinopteri, Pomacentridae. The transcript is spliced from 9 exons.